AUGGUGGACGACCCCACACCAUGUUCUCGCGAGGCGGACGUCGGCAAUCAUUGUGAUGACGGACAGAUAUGCAAGGACUACUGGGUCGGCAUCAAUUUCGGAAUAACCAAUUUCGACAAUAUCGGUUACGCUAUGCUGACGGUAUUUCAAUGCAUCACAUUAGAGGGAUGGACUGAUAUUAUGUAUGCGAUAGCAGAUGUGAAAGGCAACACCUGGGUGUGGAUCUAUUUCGUAACUCUGGUUAUUUUCGGCAACUUCUUCGUCAUGAAUCUGAUUCUUGGUGUCUUGUCUGGAGAGUUCUCUAAAGAGAGAGAAAAGGCAAAGAACAGAGGAGAUUUUCAAAAAUCAAGAGAGAGGCAGCAGAUUGAAGAAGACUUAAAGGGCUACUUAAAUUGGAUUACUGUAGCCGAAGAAUUGGAUCUAGAGAAUGAUCAAGGACAGAAAGAACAAGAACAAGAUAGUCAAGGAAACAAGAAAGAAAGGCAAAACAAUGAGGACUCCCAAACAAAUAUAAACGGUAACGGAGAAUCGCAGAAAACUACAACAUGUAAGCUUUAUUGCAAACGGUUUGACAAGGUAAACCGUCGCAUGCGCAGAGCGUGUCGUAAGGCAGUGAAGUCACAGACGUUCUAUUGGGCGAUUAUUGUAUUAGUGUUUUUGAACACACUCGUGCUAGCUACAGAACAUUACAACCAAGAUAAAUGGUUGGAUAAUUUUCAAAAUUACGCCAAUUAUCUAUUCGUUGUGCUGUUUACUAUGGAGAUGCUUGUCAAGAUGUACGCUUUAGGAUUUCAGGGAUAUUUCGUCUCUUUGUUCAACCGUUUUGAUUGCUUCGUCAUGGUGUGUUCUAUACUCGAGCUGGCUUUUACAAUAUCUGAAACGAUCCCCCAGCUUGGUAUAUCUGUGCUGCGUUGUGUGAGGCUUUUGAGGGUCUUUAAGGUCACCAAGUAUUGGCGUUCCCUCUCCAAUCUGGUUGCAUCCCUUCUCAAUUCUAUCCAAUCAAUUUUCUCCCUUCUUUUAUUGCUUUUCUUGUUUAUCAUGAUUUUUGCGCUACUUGGAAUGCAAGUAUUUGGUGGAAGAUUUGACUACGACCCAGAGGAACAGAAAGAGAGGCAUAACUUCGACUCUUUCUGGCAGGCUGUACUGACUAUGUUUCAGAUUCUUACUGGUGAAGAUUGGAACGUAGUAAUGUAUCAUGGAAUUAAUGCUUAUGGUGGCGUUGGUACGCCAGGAAUGCUUGCAUCUAUUUACUUCAUAGUUAUUUUUAUAUGUGGUAAUUAUAUCCUUUUGAAUGUAUUCUUGGCUAUUGCUGUGGACAACUUAGGCGACGCUGAAGAAAUGGACGAAGCAGAGAUUAUUAAAGAAAAAGAAGAUGGAAAUAAUCCAGAAGCUGGUAAUCCACAAUUGGAUGAAGAAAGAGGAGAAACGGAUGAUGAAUAUGCUAAUGAAGAAGAGGGUUACUCGAGUGAAGGGUCUGAAAAUGAGUACGAAGAGACUGGGUCUGAAGAAGAUUUGGAACAAGAACUCGAAGACCAGAAUGACAAUGCUAAUAAUGUUCUAGUUACUGUUGAAAAGAAACAAAAUGGUGAUGUCAAAAAGCAAGAGUCGCCGCCACCACCAAAACGACAACCAACGAUAUCGGCAAGACCAAGAAGAUUGUCAGAAGUUGAAAUCAAGACACAGGAACGGCCUAUCCCGGAAGCUAGCAGCUUUUUUAUAUUUUCCAAAGACAAUUGGUUUCGCGUGGCUUGCUACAAUAUACAAAACAAUUCAUGGUUCAGAAACUUAAUCCUCGUGUGUAUUUUGGCUUCGUCUCUUAUGUUAGCCAUGGAAGAUCCGGUCGAAGGGAAGGCUACAGAGGCUAAGAGGGAGAUACUUCGUAAAGUUGAUUACUUCUUCACCACGGUCUUCACAAUUGAAUUGUGUUUGAAGCUCAUCACCUAUGGCCUAAUCUUGCAUAAGGACGCGUUUUGUAGAUCUGCUUUUAAUUUAUUAGAUUUGCUAGUUGUUAUUGUGUCGCUAGUCUCCUUAUCUGGAAACAACAACGUUUCCUUUAUCAAAAUUUUGCGAGUGUUCAGAGUGUUGAGGCCUCUUAGAGCCAUCAACAGAGCCAAAGGAUUGAAGCACGUAGUGCAAUGCGUGAUCGUUGCUAUUAAAACAAUUGGCAACAUUUUGUUGGUGACAAAUCUACUGCAAUUCAUGUUCGCUGUAAUGGGAGUGCAAAUGUUCAAGUAUGUGGUUAAGUGUGUGUUCGCUUCAAUAAAGUCGAUCGGGAACAUCUUGGUGAUCAAUCAUAUGUUGCAAUUUAUGUUCGCUGUCGUUGGUAUUCAGUUGUUUAAGGGUAAAUUUUUCAGCUGCACGGAUAUUACGAAAGUAACAUUUGACGAAUGUCAAGGUACAUUCUUAGUUUACAAAAACGGAAAACCGACUAUUGAAGACCGUAUUUGGCAGAAGAAUAAAUUUAAUUUUGAUAAUGUUUUGAAUGGAAUGCUUACACUGUUCACUGUGUCUACGUUUGAAGGAUGGCCGGGAUUACUUUCAACAUCGAUGGAUUCUAAUCAAGAAAAUCACGGACCUAUAGAAAAUUCUCGACCACUUGUCGCAUUUUUCUACAUAAGUUAUAUUAUUGUUAUUGCAUUUUUUAUGGUAAACAUAUUCGUAGGUUUUGUCAUAGUUACAUUCCAAAAGGAGGGUGAGCAAGAGUUUAAAGAUUGUGAGUUGGAUAAGAAUCAGAGAAACUGUGUUGAAUUUGCGUUAAAAGCGAAGCCAAUAAGAAGAUAUAUCCCAAAACAUCGUAUCCAGUAUAAAACUUGGUGGUUUGUAACGUCACAAAGGUUUGAGUAUGUCAUAUUCUUCUUCAUCGUCCUUAACACCGUUGCUCUUAUGAUGAAGUAUCAUGAUGCUAAACCGUUUUAUAAAAAGACUUUGGAUUACCUUAAUAUGUUGUUAACGACAGUGUUUAUGCUGGAAUUUGUUUUCAAAUUGGCAGCUUUUAGAUUUAAGAAUUAUUUUGGUGAUGCAUGGAAUACAACAGACUUUAUCUUAGUAGUCGGUAGUAUAAUAGACAUAGUUGUGACACAGGUUAACGAAAAUAAGCUGCCUUCUGAGUUUAUCGUUCCCACGGGACCACACAAAGAGGGUUCCACCACUCUUCUCAAAUAUAUUACGUUCUUCCGUCUAUUUCGAGCAAUGCGACUGAUAAAACUUUUAUCGAGAGGAGAACGAAUACGAACUUUAUUAUGGACUUUUAUAAAGUCUUUCCAGGCACUGCCGUACGUCGCGUUAUUAAUUGUGCUUUUGUUUUUCAUCUAUGCUGUUGUUGGGAUGCAGUUGUUUGGUAAAAUAGAUCUAGACGACGAAGUCAUAACUAGGAACAAUAAUUUUCAAACAUUUGGCAGCGCUCUAAUGGUUCUAUUUAGAUCAGCAACAGGUGAAGCGUGGCAGGAUAUAAUGAUGGCGCUAUCACCGAAUGAUGAUGAGCAUCCAGGUGUUCCAGUUGGAUGUUAUAAGCCGGAUAAUACCACUGUUACUGAAACAAGCUGUGGAACUACUUUUGCCUUUCCUUACUUUAUUUCGUUCUCCUUAUUAUGUACUUUCUUGAUUAUAAAUCUAUUCGUUGCCGUUAUCAUGGAUAACUUUGACUAUCUUACGAGAGAUUGGUCUAUUUUAGGACCUCAUCAUCUAGACGAAUUCGUAAGACUUUGGAGCGAGUACGAUCCAGAUGCGAAAGGUCGUAUUAAACAUCUGGAUGUAGUAAACUUGUUGAGAAAAAUUAGUCCUCCAUUAGGCUUUGGUAAACUGUGUCCACAUCGAACAGCCUGCAAACGACUUGUAUCCAUGAAUAUGCCUCUCAACUCGGACGGAACUGUGAAUUUUAAUGCUACUCUCUUUGCUGUUGUCAGAACACAGCUACAAAUUAAAACUUCAGGGGUAAUCGAUCAAUGUAACACAGAGUUACGGGCUAUAAUAAAGAAGGUAUGGAAGCGGACAUCGCCGAAGCUAUUAGACCAAGUAGUUCCACCCCCAGGCGAUCCCAAUGAGAUAACUGUGGGAAAGUUUUAUGCCACUUUCCUAAUCCAAGAUUACUUUAGACGAUUCCGUAAACGUAAAGAGCAAGCCGCUGUCAAGAAUACUCAAGAGACCUUACAAGCUGGAUUAAGGAAGCUGCAUGAAGCCGGUCCUGAAUUAAAAAGAGCUAUAUCUGGAAACUUGGAUGAUAUUGUUGGAGAGGUGGUAGAGCCAAUGCAUAGGAGAAACCAUACUCUGUUUGGACAAGUCUGGACAAGUAUCAAGAAAGGUCGUGGUAGUUUCUAUGGACCCCGGAAAGCGCCCAAAACAAUGGUCAAAUCAAAAUCAGUGAACGGAGAUAAAAAUAUGUCAUUGGGAGUGAUGAUGCAAAGGGAACUCGGAAUGGAUGGAAAGAUACCGGAGGAAGAAAACAAAUAUAAUGAUGACCAAAGCGAUGGCGAAGAAGAGAUUGCAAUGCAGCCACUCCUACAUGGAAAGGACUCCGAGAGGAUUUUCAGAGUUAUCGAAAAAACAUCGAACGAUUUAAUGACGAGUAUGAGAAGCAAUCGUGACAAUACGACGAGGAGAGCGAACAACGUGCCUUAUUGUGUGGAGAAACCUGCGGAGAGUCUCAUUGCUCGGGUGUUGACGGAUCAAGGCUUGGGCAAAUAUUGUGACGCGGACUUCCUUCAGAGUACCUCUCGAGAGAUGCAGGAGGCACUCGAACUCACACAAGAAGAAAUGGACACCGCUGCUAAUCAAAUUAUUUUGCAAGAGCGUUACGCGAUGGAACAAAAUCCUAGCAAUGGAAUGGAAAACUUACUGUCUCGGCAGUACCAUCCCUUCCAUCAACCACCAAUGCAGCAACCCCCCAGAAUGAAAUAG
Molecule: messenger RNA, 4893 nt
Organism: Leptosia nina
Lineage: Eukaryota; Metazoa; Arthropoda; Insecta; Lepidoptera; Pieridae
Source: the annotation of a GenBank genome assembly